AUGCUGAAUAUACAGUGCUGGGUUGUUGCAGAUCAGACGUACGGGGAGGUCAAUCAGCUCGGCGGGGUGUUUGUCAACGGCCGGCCUCUUCCCAACGCGAUCCGGAUCCGGAUCGUCGAACUGGCGCAGCUCGGAAUCAGGCCGUGUGAUAUAAGUCGACAGCUGCGGGUCUCUCAUGGCUGUGUGAGCAAAAUUCUGGCCAGGUACAACGAGACCGGCUCCAUUUUACCCGGUGCUAUCGGUGGGAGUAAACCCCGGGUCACGACGCCAAACGUGGUGAAAAGCAUACGGGAUUACAAACUGGGCGAUCCUGGAAUAUUCGCUUGGGAAAUACGCGACAGACUGCUGGCCGACGCGGUGUGUGACAAAUAUAACGUCCCGUCCGUCAGCUCCAUCAGUCGCAUUUUAAGAAACAAGAUUGGGAACCUGUCUCAGCCGAGUCAGUACGACAGCAAACCCUCUCCGCCGCAGAUCUCCUAUAACCCCGUGUAUCCGUACUCCUACCCGAACGCCAUGUCCCCGACUGGCUCCAAACUGGGCAGUCCUCCGGCCAUGUCUGUCAGCCUGUCCCGGGCCUGGCCCUCCGUUCACACCGUCAGCAACAUUUUAGGAAUACGGGCUUUCAUGGACCCCGCAGGUACAAUCACACCUUCUGGUUCAUCAAAUUUAUCGGGAUAUGUUCCUGCGUGCGCGUACUCCGCCACUAAUCAGUACGGUGUUUACGGUGGACACGCGGGUAACUACGGGCACUGGCAGUCUCAGGGCGCGGGUCUCGCCCAUCCGAACACCGGAACCAUGAUACAGAGCCCGAACCUGCACAGCGCCAUAUCCUUCAAAGCCCCGCCCCGAGAAGUCUCUGUUUGCUCUUACAAACGUGGGCCGCUGCGGACGCCUGCGGUUCUUAUCCAGUACGGGCUCAGCACUUUCUGUGUUUAUUUGGGUGGCAUGGAGGCAUGGCUUUGA
Messenger RNA from Sinocyclocheilus grahami, 963 nucleotides. RefSeq names its product paired box protein Pax-1-like. Gene Ontology annotation, biological process: anatomical structure development; regulation of transcription by RNA polymerase II. Gene Ontology annotation, molecular function: RNA polymerase II cis-regulatory region sequence-specific DNA binding; DNA-binding transcription factor activity, RNA polymerase II-specific. The record is from RefSeq and is a predicted model, not a curated record. Lineage: Eukaryota; Metazoa; Chordata; Actinopteri; Cypriniformes; Cyprinidae. Bases 1 to 963 code for a protein of 320 amino acids. The transcript has 3 exons.